Messenger RNA from Cornus florida, 4306 nucleotides. Its product is annotated as formin-like protein 5. Gene Ontology annotation, molecular function: actin filament binding. Lineage: Eukaryota; Viridiplantae; Streptophyta; Magnoliopsida; Cornales; Cornaceae. Bases 935 to 3739 code for a protein of 934 amino acids. The transcript has 7 exons. The record is from RefSeq and is a predicted model, not a curated record. Gene Ontology annotation, biological process: actin cytoskeleton organization; actin nucleation.
UUCCAAACCGGAGUCCAACACAACAUGGCGGUCAACCACACCUCCUGAAGAAAGAAAGAAGGUUUCGAUAUGCUAUCUCCCAUAAAAGUCCAAAGCUUCCUUUGAUGUUCUGAAGACGGCUGGCUCCAUUACGCGUCAUUCUCGCUUUAUUGUAAUGAUAUUGUAAUAGUAUAGAGAGAACAAAAAAUCCAAAAUCCACACUCGAAAUUCAAACCAUACAAAGAAACUUGCUUUUUAAAAGUCGAUUUCGUAUUUGCCAGUUUUUUUUAUUUAUUAUAUGUACAAGCACCUUCGGAGAAAUUGUUUAUUUUUUUUUCCUUUGGGGAAUUUGUCUUGGUCAACUUACCUCGCUUGCGUGCAUAUUAUAUUUACAGCUAAAGAGCUCCUUUUUGGUGGAUCUGGUCAUAUAUGAAGACCCAAGUGAAGGAAUUUCUUGUGGAUUCCUUAAUCUGGGUCGGUCAAUUUUUGGGGUGAAGCGUAUUGAUUUGAAUAAUUCAGUUCAUUGGAGCUCUUAAUCUCUUAUUGCUUUAUUUUGGUUGGUGGUGGGUAUUAUUACAUCUAUUGUGUUUUUGAUCCAAUAUAUUCGGCCUCUCGUUGGUAGGGAAAUUCUGGUAUUUGGUUGAUUUUAUAUGUUAGAUGCCAAGUUUUGAAUUUUUAUCUGAAAUUUUUUGGUGGGUCAGCAACAAUUUAUGUUAGAGGUCUAUGGUUGGGACAUUUGAAGGGCUUUCCUGAGAAAAAAUCGAAUUGGGUCGUUGAUAAAUGCUGAAAAGAUUGCAACCUUUUGUGUGUUCUGGGUUGGUGAGUGCUUUCUAGGGUUUAUUGGUGGAGAUUUGAGGAAUAGAACAUACAGAGGUUUUGGGUUUCUUUGAGAGUGUUGUUGGUAUUGAUGAAAUGAAAAGUACAACCUGGGUUUGUGACGCUGACUUAAGAACAAAUGGGUUCCAGGAGAGUUGUUUGUUUCAUUGCAUUUGUCCUGCUUAUCAUUUUCGCAGCGGCAGGUUCAGAAGGCAGGAAGAAGAUCAAUGACCUAGUUUCCGGCGACCGAAUUGAUUCAUAUUCUUUGGAGAUAAAUGAGGACAUGGCAGAGCUAUUAUGGGCCAAUUGUAGGCUAGAGUUGAUUCAUGCAAAGGAAGCUGUUGAAGACCUUGAAUCAUAUGUCCCAGAGGAGAAGUCCAGUAGCAGCAACAAAAUCAUUUUAGAAAGUAGAUCAUUGACAAAAGAAAACAUACAGAAAUUUAUUGGUGUCCUACAUCCCCAGGUAAAGCGAACGCUGUUGGGUUGUUUAAGAAAGAAAAAUAUACUCCCCGUUGUCACUGGGGAAGAGAGUGGCUCUAAGAAUUGGUACACCAAGUAUGUGGAGUCCCUGCUUGCCAGGCCUGAUUCUCCUAGUCGACGUGAAUUGGUUCAGAGUCUUGCAAAAGCACCUGCUUCUGCUCCUGCUCCUGCUCCAUCCCCUGCGGUUCUUAGUCCUGCUCCAUCCUCUCGUCCUCAGGUUCCUAGUUCUCAGCGCCCUGCUGCAUCUCCAGCACAACCAUUUUUCCCUUCAAAUGUAAAUGAUUCAAGUCUGCAGCCUACAGCUGGUGGACAUUCUUCUGCAAGUACAGAUUCUGCUACAACAGUACAGUCAAAUAAGAAAAAUAGUAUCCAUAAACCAGUUAUUAUUGCAGUUGUUGUAACUGCAGCAGUGACAUUUGUUAUUAUGGUGCUACUCUUUUUGUGCUAUACUAAGACCUGUAGAACUGGCUCUGGAGCUGGGCGAAAUGAUGAGAGGCCUCUUCUCAGCUUAAGCUUAAGUGACUAUUCUAAUGGUUCUUCACAGAAGUCAUUUGCUUUAGGAAAUUCAAUUAACAAAGAGAAGCUUGGUAAUCAGUCAAUUCAGACCAAUUCAAAUCCUAACAAAUGGGCCUCACCAUUGGAUGAAACCCUGACAGUUGUUACUGUUGCUGGUGCUACCAAUAUCUCAGCGGAGGACUCUGCACAGCAACCACCGGCUCUGAAACUCCCUCCUGGGAGGUUGGCAACUUCUCUGAAGCGCCCCCCUCUUCCUCCUGGACGGGCAGAUCUCCCAUCUCCUGAAUCGCCUUCCAUAAAUCCUCCUCCUGGCAGGAACGUUCCUCCCCCUCCUCCUCCUCCUGUAAUGCCGUCCUCUCUGAAACCUUCUGGCAGCCCAUGUCCUCCGCCUCCAGGACCUCCUCCUCCACCUAUACCUUCUGGCAUCAACACUGGUCCUCGACCACCACCACCACCUCCAAAAAGUGGUCUUCCUCCACCCCGGCCACCUGCCAUAGGCUCAAAGCUACCUCGACCUUCACCUCUUGGACCGAAUCAUCCUUCAGAAGGUGAUGAAGCCGGUGUUCCUAAAGCAAAACUAAAGCCAUUUUUCUGGGACAAGGUUCUAGCCAACCCUGAUCAUUCAAUGGUUUGGCAUCAGAUAAAAUCAGGGUCAUUCCAGUUUAAUGAAGAAAUGAUAGAAACACUAUUUGGGGCUGCCCCUGCUGAUAAAAACAAAAAUGGGCCCAAGAAAGGGUCUUCAUCCCAAGAUCCUUCAACUCAGUAUAUCCAAAUCAUUGAUUCAAAAAAGGCGCAAAAUAUAUCAAUUCUUUUAAAAGCAUUAAACGUGACAACAGAAGAAGUUUGUGAUGCACUUCAAGAAGGGAAUGAGCUUUCAUCAGAGCUCCUUCAAACUUUGUUAAAGAUGGAACCAACAGCAGAAGAAGAACUAAAGCUAAGGCUUUUUAGUGGUGAACUUUCUCGGCUUGGACCUGCUGAGCGUUUCAUGAAAGUCUUGGUUGACAUCCCAUUUGCUUUCAAAAGGCUGGAAUCAUUGCUUUUCAUGUGCACUCUUCAGGAGGAAAUUUCGAUGAUUAAGGAGUCCUUUGUGACCUUAGAGGCUGCUUGCACAGAACUCAGACAAAGCCGGUUGUUCCUCAAACUCCUGGAAGCUGUUCUCAAAACUGGCAAUCGCAUGAAUGACGGAACAUUUCGUGGAGGUGCACAAGCAUUCAAGCUUGACACACUUUUAAAAUUAUCGGAUGUGAAAGGCGUAGAUGGAAAGACCACACUACUGAACUUUGUUGUUCUAGAGAUAAUCCGCUCAGAAGGUGUACGAGCUGCCCGUGUAGCCAGAGAAAACCAGAGUGUGUCUAUCAUCAAGUCUGAUAAUCUCAAGGACUCUUCCCAUGAUUCAGAAGAACAAUACCGCAGUCUAGGUCUUCAGGUGGUUUCAGGCUUGGUUGAUGAGCUUGUGAAUGUCAAGAAAGCUGCAGUUUUGGAUUCUGAUAUCUUAACUGGAACUGUUGCUAAACUUGGUCAAACACUCGUAAAAACCCGAAAUUUCCUAAACUCAGAUAUGAAGAGUAUAGAUGAAGAAAAUGGGUUCCACAAAAUUCUAAAAGAUUUUGUACAGAAUGCUGGGAUUGACAUCACGUGGUUGCUUGAGGAAGAAAAGAGAAUAAUGGCUUUGGUGAAGAGCACGGCAGAUUACUUUCAUGGGAACGCUGGGAAGGAGGAGGGCUUGCGAUUAUUUGUUGUUGUUCGGGAUUUCCUGAUAAUGUUAGGUAAGGCUUGCAAAGAGGUGAAAGAUACUCCCAGGAAGCAAAAUAAAAUGCCGAGCAAAGUAGGUUCAACAGUGCCACCUUCUUCAGAAUCCCGCCAGCCGCCUGCCAAUCCUCAUCAACGGCUUUUUCCAGCAAUUAGAGACCUGCGGAUAGAUAAUUCUAGCUCAGAUGACGACAGUUAGUAGAUUCUUCUAGGUACAGGUGGCUAAGAGUUUCCUGAGUAGCCAAUGAGAGAUAGGAUGCCUGAUUCUUCAUUGGCAACAAUUGUAGUUGAUCAAACGAGGCAUUGGUUUGAAAGGGUUCUGAAUCCAUGAUCAGCUCAGGUGCAAAGGUAAAUUAGGUCAAUCAGACAGGACAGAAGCUAAAACAAUGUUAUCAACACUUCACCUUCAAUGUUUUAUGGAGCAAGGGAUUUGAUCUAUGGAGCUACAUUUAUUUUAACCCUAUGAAGCUCCAUUGAUGUAUUACUACUAGUUAGAAUGGCUUUUUUGUUGUUAUUCAUAAUCAUUUUUUUAUACAGUUUUGUUGAUAGCUUUUUAUGUUUGAAGUUGAAGAAAGUAGCCAGGGUAUUGUUUCAGAGUUUAGGGAUUGCUCCUCCAUUGCCAAUGUUAGAAUAUGUUGUAUUGUCACCAGGAUUGCUUCUGUCCUUGGGUAUCUAGAUUUCAUUAGUGAUGGUGGGAAAAUGUAUGAAAAAGAAAGAAGUUACUAUGGUGGAGAUAUAUAUAUAUAUAUAUUUUUUUUUUAGCUCA